AAAACCGAAAGUAGACUAUAUAUUUAACACAUUUUGCAACAUAUUGUUUAAACACAACUGUAACUAUUUAGACUUAGUGUCAAAUUAAAUACAUUCUAAGAUAUUAAGUAAAUAAAAAUUAAAAUAUAUAAGGAUCCCCGACACUCAACACUACUAUGGCUACUUCAUCGAAGCCCGAAAUUAAAGAUGUGAUAAUACUUGUCAAUGAAGGCAAAGGUAACAAACAUUUUCCGGGACACCGUCUUGGAGCUUGUGCUGAAAGACGAAUUCUUCAAAAAGUCUUUGUUGAGAAAUUUGGGUUUUCCCAAUUAAACACGGCUUACUUUAAUGGUGAUAUAUGUCUAGGUGAUUGGGACCAUGACAACCGACAAAAGUCGACACACACUUUAAAUGGUUCUUGCUGUAUCAAAUGCCUAAUCAAAUCCGCAAAGAAAGGAGAUGACAUUAAGCGAGAAAACAACCUACUCGUGGUUGCCAUAUGUUCUCAUGGAGGAGUAAACAGUAAGGGAAGUUACAUAUCUCUUGUUGGAGAUAAGGAAAAUGAACAGUUACAUCUCAUUGCGCUGCUAGAGUUUCUAAAAACAAGUGAAACAUUGAAGAAUAAAACCGUUAUUAUUCUUCUGGAAACGUGUAGAGGAAUCCUGGAAGACGAAGGCGUCCCUGUGGAGGUAUGUGACCCAGGAAUAGCGGAUACAGGGAAUGAAGCUGUUACAAAAGACCAACGUGACCAUCCUUCAUUUGUGCGACCAGAAACAUUCCAGCUGCCUGACAUACCAGAAAACUUCAUAAUUGUCUAUGGAACAACUCCUGGCAUGGUGUCAUACAGUGAUGGUGCCAAAGGAUCGUGGAUGGAGCAGGCACUAUUAGAAGAGGUAGAGGAACUCGAGAAAUCUCAUCCCGGAGAAGACAUAAACUUCCUGCAACUCCUCACCAAAAUUAAAGGAAAUGUUUCAAGAAGAAACACGUCUGGAACUCAACAAAAUGUGGAUGUCAUGCCAGAAGCGGAGUCAAGCGGCAAGAAAUGCAUCGUUCAGAGCGAGCACCAGCUGACCAAUCCACUCAUGCUGAAGUUUAAAAAGAAAUGAUAUUUCUGCGGUUUAACAAGACAUUUCUUCAUGAAAGAUAUUCGAAAACUGACUGGACAUAACACGACUUCACACAUUACUGUAAUUCUGAAUAACCAUUUUUAUAAUAUGCACAUAGUAAUAGAAUUUAACAGUUAAACUAUUAUUUUAGAAUUAUAUUAGUAUAAUUGUGUUAUUCAGUGUAAUUGAAUAUGCAUUAUACUACUUCUACUUCUACUGAUACUGCUUCUUCUGCUCAUACUCGUACUACUACAACAACAGCAACAACAACAACAACUACUACAACUACUACUACUACUUCAAUUAUUACUAUAAUAAUGAUAAUAGUAAUUAAAAUAGCCAUUACAAUCGUCAAUAUCGUCAUCAUAGUCAUAAACAGUAUCAUCAUCCUAAUCAACAUCAUUAUCAUACACAUCAAUUCGAUCAGCAUCAUACACAAGUCACUAACAUAGUCAGGAUCGCUACUGCAGAAGACAAUAACGCGAGAGUCAUGAGGCAUUUUUAUGAUUUAAUAAUAUUAUCUUACUAUAUUCACAUCAGUUUCAUUAGGUUCAUUAAUUAUUUUAGAUCUCAUCAUUUAUGUUCAGUUUCUCGGUAUCUCAUUUCUGACUGAUUUUUAUAAAAAUGCCAUAUUAUUUUGGCGUAAUAUUUUUACAUUUUACAUCAACAUGACGUCGUUAUCUAAUAUCCUCUUUUGGGGCGUUAUAUGAUUUUGCUUUGAUGCUAAAAAUCCAAAGAUGUAUUUCAUUAUAUUAAGGCUUGAUAACGUCCAUGAGGGUGACAUAUGUAAAAUGUGUGGACAUACCAUUACUUGUUUAUAUUUGUGCAUCAUUCAUGUAUUUAUAAGAUUCGUUAUCGAAAGUAUUGUAUGUUUUAACUUCAAUAGUAUAUGUUCAGAUAUCUAACGUGACAUAACAUACAUCGAACUCAAGCGGUUAUAUAUUUCUUUUAUCAUGUGUUAUAGGUGGAAUGAUGGGCGUAUGGUAUGUUUUUCCUUAAUAGAGCAUAUCAGAUAUGUGAAAUCUUUGUUUCAUUUAUUAACAAUUAUUAGAUAUAUUAUGUAAACUGAAAGCAUUGAUCUUGAAUGAUAUCGAUUAAAAUAAUACAUAUGAACCAAAAUGCAGCUGUAUUUCAAAAACCUCUAUUAACUAGAACACAUCUG
Dreissena polymorpha is the source of this 2247-nucleotide messenger RNA. Its product is annotated as cell death protein 3-like. The record is from RefSeq and is a predicted model, not a curated record. Bases 156 to 1085 code for a protein of 309 amino acids. The transcript is spliced from 5 exons. Gene Ontology annotation, biological process: proteolysis. Lineage: Eukaryota; Metazoa; Mollusca; Bivalvia; Myida; Dreissenidae. Gene Ontology annotation, molecular function: cysteine-type endopeptidase activity.